AUGGCCACCAACGGCCCACCUCUCGGCAGCACCGAUCCAGCUCGAUGGAGGCUCCGAGUCUCCGACGGCGGUCGUCACGUCUGGCACUACCUUCGCGAUGACGCCGAGGCCCAAGCGUGGCCGCAGUCCGUCGAGGACAAGUACUGGCUCGGUCUCUCCACCGGCCUGCCCAACCUUUCUCCCGCCAAAACCCCCCUCGAUGCCGCCAAGAACGGUCUCUCCUUCUACCGCCACCUCCAAUCCACCGACGGUCACUGGGCGGGCGAAUACGGCGGACCCAUGUUCCUCCUCCCCGGAAUCAUCAUCGGCAUGUACGCUACCAAAACCCCCAUCCCUGAAGAGUGGAAGAUCGAGGUCGUUAGGUACCUCUGGAACCGAGCCGACAAGGCCGACGGCGGCUGGGGGAUCCACAUCGAAGGCUGCUCUACCGUCUUCGGCACCGCCCUCAACUACACCGUCCUGCGUCUCAUCGGUGUUUCGGCGGAGCAUCCGAUGAUGGUCAAGGCGCGGGCGACGUUGCACAAGCUCGGCGGAGCCGCUGGUAUUCCAUCGUGGGGGAAGCUGUGGCUGGCGAUACUCAACUGCUACGAGUGGGAAGGAAUGAAUCCGAUCCCACCCGAGCUGUGGUUGUUGCCGGACUGGAUGCCGAUUCACCCCUGGAGGUGGUGGAUCCACACACGCAUGGUGUACAUCCCCAUGGGAUACCUCUGGGGUAGGAAGUUCAAAGCGCAGAUGGAUCCACUCAUCGCUUCGUUGCGAGAAGAGCUGUACACUCAACCGUACGAAUCCAUCGAUUGGCCGGCGCAGAGGGGCAACGUCGCCGCUGUCGACGUAUUCUACCCGCACACCAAAACGUUGAAGACGCUCAUGGCGGUGGUGGGAGCCUACGACAACUGUCACAUCCCUCCGCUGAGGAAAGCAGGUAUCAAACGCGCCUACGAACUGCUCGUGCUCGAAGACGAAAACACCUCGUACCAGUGCCUGGGUCCCGUCAACAAGAUGCUCAACUACGUAGCUCGGUGGGACGUCGAAGGGCACGACAGCCACGCCAUGCGCAUGCACCGCGAAAAGCUGAAAGAUUUCAUGUGGAUCGGUGCCGAGGGGAUGAUGAUGACCGGAACCAACGGAUCGCAGCUGUGGGACACGAGUUUCAUCGCACAAGCCAUGGUGGAUUCCGGACUGGCUGCUUCUGCGGAAAACCGUCAACUCACAUCGAAAAUGCUAGACUGGUUGGACUCGUGUCAGAUCCGCGACAACCCGAAACACUUCCAAACCUGCUAUCGAUUCGCCACCAAGGGAGCAUGGCCCUUCUCGACCAAGGAGCAGGGCUACGUCGUCUCCGACUGCACAGGUGAAGGCCUCAAAGCCGUCAUCAUGCUCCAACAGAACGUCCCCUACCUCUCGCGCAAAGUCUCCGCCGAGAGAAUGCACGACUCGAUCGACCUCCUCCUCACCAUGCAAAACCCCGGCGGUGGCUUCGCCUCGUACGAAACCAUCAACGGCCCCGCCCUGCUCGAACUCAUCAACCCCGCCGAAGUCUUUGGCGACAUCAUGAUCGAAUACUCCUACCCGGAAUGCACCACCUCCGUCGUCACCGCUCUCCUCAAGUUUACCAAGAUCGACGAAUAUCGGAAAGAAGAUAUAAGGAAGUGCGUUGAUGCUGCAGUCAAGUACAUCUUGAAGGCGCAGAGGAGGGAUGGAAGUUGGUUCGGAUCGUGGGCCAUCUGUUUUACAUACGCGACCAUGUUUGCGGUGGAAAGUCUGAUGUUGGCGGGACAUACGUAUGAGAACAGCGAACCGAUCAGAAGGGCAUGCGCGUUUUUGGAGGAGAAACAGAUGGAUGAUGGCGGUUGGGGUGAAACGUACAAGGACCGCAUCAAAAGGGCCGUCAGGGUCAUCAUGGAUCGUCAACUUGCAGAUGGCUCGUGGGCGCAAGAACAGAUCGAAGGCAUCUUCAACAGGUAUGUUUCAACGAACAACGAGAAUCAGCGCGAAACAAAGACACGGUUUCGGUUGCUGACAUCCUUCUCUUGCUGCUGUACGAUGUUCUCGGUUGAUGUCGAUAUCCGGCCACUGCAGAAAUUAAUGUCGUCAGGAUCAAAUCGAAAGGGCCUGUUGCCCACAUCGCAGGACAACUCGUCAACAUCCACGUCCGACGCUCACAACGCACCUCCGCCCGUUCAGCGCAGAUCCUCACAGCCGCUCCCAGGCAUCUCGGCAACCGCUUCCUCCCUCCGCAGCCGCAGAGCAGGGUCCACUUCCACGGGUUCUUCCUCGUCCAGCUCCAAACAGCAACACAUCGAUGACAACGACUUUGACGACGAGACGCCAGGCGACUACGAUCCUGGCACAAAACCUUCCACCACAAACAGAUCCAAAUCACCUGGCAACUUGCUAAGAGCUGCGUUGGUGCCCGGAUCAUCGCAGAAUACAACUCCAAAGACAAGCUCGAAUGCACCGGCUUCAGCGCCAAAGAAGCCGACGGCGCCUUCUGCUCCUCUGUCGCCUCCUCCGGUCCCCUCGAAUCGCUACAAAGGUACACCCGCCCGUGCGACGCGCUACUCGCUUCCUGUCCGCACAGAGAAGCCGGUUAGAACUACAAAGACCUCUGGCAAACACGUCGUGCUUCCAUCCGAGUCGCAGCUUGCUCCCUUGCCUGACGAGGAGGAUGAGGAUGAUGAUGAAGAUGACGACGAUGACGAUGACGACGAAGAGGAUGGCUCCGACGAGGAAGAGGCUAGCGACGACGAAACUGCUCCUUCGGCUCCAGCUGGCACUGCAUCCGCUACGCCUGCGCUCAUCACUCCCGCCAAGCCCCCCGCCAAGGUGCCCGUCAUCACGCCACGACCCGGUCCGACCAUUCCUUCGAAUCGACACACGGCUGCACCUCCCGUCUCGGGAAAACUCGUCACGCCAGCCUCCAAGAGUUCGCAGCGACCCGCCGCCUCCUCUGCGCUCGCCCGUGCCGCCGCCUCCUCCGUCUCUGCCGCUCAGGCACGCCAGGUUCAAUCCGCCAAGCCCAAAGCCGCCACCACGUUCCGCAACGCUGCCAGCCGCGCACCCCCGCUUCGACCUCACAAGUCGGGCCCCGUCUACCACACCUUCGAACGCAUGCCUCCCAGCGCCAGACUCAUGACCCCGCUGCCGCGUGUGACCGCAUUCAGCAUCUCAACCUCGAUCCACCUCGGUACGCUGCUCGGCUUCCUCCGUCGCGAGCACGGCGUCAAGCCACGGCUGUACGACGAGUGCGCAUACGCCGUCUACACCAAGCCGCUCCUGCCCGGGUUCGGACGUGCAAACGUUCGCUCUGCCCCGGAACCGCGUUCUGCCAGCCCCGGUGCCGAGUCGCGCAGGGAGAGGGAGUUGGAGCAGCGCGAAGAGUUCGGCUACCUGGGGACGUACUUUGAGCAUCGGCAGGAGGAGGAGGAGGACAUCGACCAGGACGGCUACAUCAAGGGUGGCGAGGGUCGAGGGUCUGAUAGCGAGACGAGGAGGCGAGGCGCUGGCGAUGGACGCGGUGGUGGAGGAGGCGACGGUGGUGGGGGAGAGACGUCUGCGUGGGAGAGCGAGGCGGAGAGGUGGACGCCGGGAGAGAGACGUGCUAGUCGCGAACGCGAUGCGGAUGAGGCCGAGGCGGUGGCGAAUGCCGCGCAUCAGCAUGCACGUCACGAAUCCGUGGAUAGCAGCACACACCCUGUCAGCAGCAGUCUCGAGGAGGACGAGGGGAUGCUCGCGACGCCUCUGGCUCGACCUGUCGCUCCACCGCGCCGGCUUUCGGGGGACAGCGAUGCUGACGAGGUGCGUCCGUUCCUGCUCGAGCGUCGACGUGGAAGUCAGAGCUCCGUGUCGGACGUCGAGGCGCUUCCGGCGUACGAGCAGGGUGUUGCCGGUUCGCCGGUGGACGUUGCGACGGACAAGAGCGAGCUCGCGAUGAACAAGGACGAUUCGGCCGGCGCCAGGGAUAUGAUGAUGCAGCAGAGGGCGGAGGAGAGGGGCGAGGCCGAGAUGAUGGCGCAUUCCUACCGGUCGAACGAGCUGGGGUUGGUGUCGGAUGUUGAUGAGGGCGGGAAUGGGUCGCGUGGAGACGCGGGUCAAGACAGCAUGGGUCGUGAAGAUGCGGUUGGGACGAUGCGAUCGGUUGGUGGCGAGGAUGUUGGUGGAAUUGGGACGGGCAACGGUGGCGAGCGCGGUCAAUCCGAUCGCGGUGCCGAACAGCAAGCAGAAGCACAGCAGCAAAAGGACCGUCGAGCACGCAAGCUCAAACCGCGUCGUCGCAAACGUCGCUACGCAGGACCCAACAUGGCCUCGCACAACCACGACACCUCUGCGAAUCUCAACACUCCACGACCCAUCCUCGAAGCCUUACAAUCUGCCGAACUCGUCAUCCUACCCUAUGGCGUUUUGGUGAUGUACAACUUCUCGGCUGCGGAAGAACGGAGCAUCAUCCAAGACGUUUUGUCGUCAGGGUGCGCCCGGGAACCUAUGGACGAAGCAGCGCGCGAAACGGAAGCCUUCCACUUCUGCUACGACCCCAACAUCUCCGCUCCACGCAUCUUCAACGACUUCUUCACCUUCCGCGCUCCCAACCACCUGCUCAAGCUGAGCUUGGCUCACGCCAUCGCCCAGUCGACCAAACUCUCCGUGUUCGAGGAGAGCAUGCAGUCGACACUGGAGCUCACCUCGCACAUCCCCAAGGAGAUGGCAUCCAGUGGAGAGCUCAAGUUGAAGAGGAGGGAGGCGCUGAGGUUGACAGGAAGGCUGUUUAAGCUGAGGGUGGAUGUGAAUUUGACCAGCAACGUGCUGGAUACCCCGGAGCUGUUUUGGUCCGAGGCGAGUCUCGGUGGACUGUACGCCGCCAUCAGGGAUUAUCUCGAGGUGGACGAGAGGGUGGAGAAUCUCAACGAGAGGUUGGCUGUGGCGAACGAUUUGCUGGAGAUCAUCCAUGAACAUAUCGCCAACACGGCGAUGAGUAAGAUGUAA
Pseudozyma hubeiensis SY62 is the source of this 4980-nucleotide messenger RNA. RefSeq names its product lanosterol synthase. The coding region runs from base 1 to 4980 and encodes 1659 amino acids. Gene Ontology annotation, molecular function: lanosterol synthase activity. The record is from RefSeq and is a predicted model, not a curated record. NCBI's taxonomy places the organism in Eukaryota, Fungi, Basidiomycota, Ustilaginomycetes, Ustilaginales, Ustilaginaceae. Gene Ontology annotation, biological process: ergosterol biosynthetic process; triterpenoid biosynthetic process. Gene Ontology annotation, cellular component: lipid droplet. The transcript has 3 exons.